This is a messenger RNA of Aspergillus thermomutatus, 2055 nucleotides long. Its product is annotated as ChAPs family protein. Gene Ontology annotation, biological process: Golgi to plasma membrane transport. Gene Ontology annotation, molecular function: protein binding. NCBI's taxonomy places the organism in Eukaryota, Fungi, Ascomycota, Eurotiomycetes, Eurotiales, Aspergillaceae. The transcript is spliced from 7 exons. The coding region runs from base 1 to 2055 and encodes 684 amino acids. Gene Ontology annotation, cellular component: exomer complex. The record is from RefSeq and is a predicted model, not a curated record.
AUGGUUGCGCCAGCUGUUCCUGAGAUAUACGAAGAGGAUGACAUCUUUGCCGCUGUCGAUGCGCGAACGGAGUCGCUUCAGAAUCUACGAGAAUUAGGUCCUCCAGACUUGGUAUACUUGGUCAAGCAGCCGAAGACCAAUGCAAACCGGCAGACUGGAGUUUACCAUCAUGUCACCGGCGUCGAUGCCUCGUCCUCCGCCAGUCUGGCCGCCUACGUAAACACGCUUACCUUUUCGCCUCUGGAUAAGACACACAAGGUGGUUUCUGGAAUCUACUGCUGUUACAAUGCCUUCUCUCAUCUCGAUAUGCGAGUCGAAGUGAAGAUACCAGGAAGUCUGGAGAGCUAUUGCAUCGAUGAGCGAGGCGAUAAGCGUGUUGCUACCGAAGCCCUGUGGCUUGAGACGUUCCUCUGCGGGGUACUGAGAGCGUAUUCUUACGCGGACGACGGUAGCGGUGAUGCCAUCAGAAAAAUCGUUGGAGUUCGACGAUUCAACCCGGUAACCAACACGGAGAUGGAGCAUAAGUUCAUGGAUGCUGCAGAGAGACUAUUCUUCCUGGGGAGGCAGCUCAGCUCCGAUCCAGAAACCCAAGUACCAAGUACCGUCAGCAACCAUCUCACAGCAGGUCUGCUCAAGUACAUCCAAACAACCGGCCGCUAUACCUCGGGGGUGAAUCUGUUUGAGAAGCUUCGCACGCGAGAUGUAGAGGUUUCGUCGCUGUUGGCAAGGGUUCUGUUAAUGGCAGACGAAGAAGUACAGGCUGUACGGUUGAUGUUUGAUGCUUUGCAAGACGUGCCAAUGGACUAUUCACUACUUGACUGCCAAGCAGCGUUCUGUAUGAGCAAGGGAGAAGGUGAAUUGGCCCUGGAAUGCGCGAAACGUGCUGUGACGGCAGCACCGAGCGAAUUCAGCACCUGGGCUCGGCUGGCCGAGGUGUACGUAUCACUCGAGCAAUGGGACUUGGCGCUCCUUACCCUGAACUCGUGUCCCAUGUUCACAUAUCAAGACAAGGACACGCCUCGAAUGCCCCAGCCGUCGCGCAUCAUGCUUCCUAUUCUUGCAGAGAGCAUAUUGGAUGAAAUCGACGAGGGACAACCUAAACAAGGAGACCCUCACGACUAUAUUCAUCCAUCGCUGAGAAAACUGCACGCUGCAUCAUACCAAGGCACAUUUUUGAAGGCCUACAACCUGCUGACAAAGAUUGCCGCAUCGAUCGGCUGGGACCAGCUACUCAAGAUUCGCAGCGAGGUCUUCGUCAUGGAAGAGGAGUACCGAGUUGAGCGCCAGCACUCCACAUCGAAACCUGGUAAAGCUGGCUCUGUCGCUGAGACCCAGACUGCUGAGACCAAUGGUGACGGUGAGAAUGGAGAUGGCUCUGGAGCCGAGGAUGAGGAUUCAUUGGCCGAGACUGCAGCCAACGGCAAUGGAGAGAACGAAGAGCAAGUAGAAAGUUCUAUUGAGAAACCAGAGCAAUCGAUGGCAUCAGAGGUCGUCAAGUCAGGCAACGAUGAUGCCGACCCGUCGCAUUCUUCGUACACACAAUUCAAGAACAAGCGUUUGUGCGAGCGCUGGCUAGAUAACCUCUUCAUGGUCUUGUACGAAGAUCUGCGCAUCUACACCAUCUGGCGCACGGAGAUGGCUCAAUUCCGCCAGCAAGCGAUCGAGUACAAGAAGUCGGCGACCGAAUGGGAGAUUCUGGGCGAACUUGCCGAGCGUCUGCAUCACUUCGACGAAGCGAUCGAAGCCUAUCAACACUGCCUGUCUGUUCGGUUCUCGCCUAAGGCCAUGCGCGGAAUCCUGAAGUUGUAUGAAAACCGAAACGACACGCGAGGCAUGCUAGGCUCCCUGAUUCGGCUUAUUGCAUGGCAAUAUCGCUGGUACUCCGAGUUCUCUCCCGAGUUACUCUACCUCAUCCGCAAACUCAUUGAGGACGAAGGAGCCGUCAAGGUGCGCAGCAUCGUGCAGGCGACGAAUCUGCCACAACCUGUCCUCGAUCUCACACACCAAUACUGCCAGCUCUGCGCGACAUUUCGCAGCAGCGGAAGCGAUGGCUAA